AUGGAUCUGCAUGUUAUGCUUCCGUGGGAAGUAGAGGAAGAAAUACUCUCUCGUCUUCCACCUAAAUCUCUUGUUCGAUUCAGAGCCGUGUCGAAAAAAUGGAACUCUCUAAUCAGCGACAAGAGUUUCAUCAACAAACACUUGUCUCUCUCCCGUCCCCAGUUCAUCUUCCUAACCAAAUCAAAGGUUUAUUCGAUAGACAUCAUCAAUCAAAGUAUAGAUUUGCGUGAGCUACACACUUCUUGUAGACACCAUAUCAAAGGUUUAUUCAAUGGACAUCGUCGAUUAAAUUCAGAAUAUUUAUGCAUCACUACUUGCGAUGAUCUCUUGUUCUGUAAAUAUCCACUCUGUUUGAAGAAGGAUACAGCUCUCUGGAAUCCAUGGUUGAGACAUGUUCACUGGAUCAAGUUGUCCGUGGACGAAAAGUUUAUUGUUGUCGGCUUAGGAUACGACAGUAGUGGACCCCAAAAGAUUCACAAGAUUUUACUCUGCAUGCGUUACUUCUUCCACCAUAGAGUUGCGAUCUACGAGUGUGUCUCUCACGCGUUGAGGUUUAUUGGUACGCAUAGACCUAACGAUAUCAUGCCCAUAUCUGUAAUAGAUAAAUGGUCACAUGUGUCCUUGUAUGGAAAUUUGUAUUGGAUUUUUUACAACCGCCUGACUCAUGAGUGUUCCAUCGAAAGCUUUGAUUUCACUAGGGAGAUUUUCGAAUCCGUUUGUCUUCUUCCUAUUCAAGAUAGCCAUUCUUGCGAUGAACGUGUGCUUGCGGUUUUUAAAGGAGGUCGGCUUUCGUUUUUAAAGCAAUGCUAUUUAACAAGGAAGAUUGAGAUUUGGGUAAUGAAGAAUGAGAUUUAUGAUAAAGAGGAAGUGGUGUGGAUACACUUGAUGACUUUGACAGCAAAUAACUUGCCAAAGUUGUCUGAUAUGAUUUUGGCCGUUAGUUACUUCAUCUAUGAUGAGACUCUAUUCAUGUGUUGUGGCGAUGGACGUUCACAGCCUUGCAUCUAUGUUGUGAAGGGAGACAUGUGCAAUAAGAUUCAGAUAGGUUCUGGCGAGCUCGGUUUGUUUUCUCACUGUGCUUAUGUUCCAAACUUGAACUCGGUUCCUUUAGAAUUUCAGAUUGAAGUGAACUGUUGCAAGUCUACCAGUUUGAUACAACACAUGCAACACAAAAAUUAUAAUACAAAAGAUCUUCUUGAUGGAUUGAUUGGGAACUGA
Eruca vesicaria subsp. sativa (arugula) is the source of this 1218-nucleotide messenger RNA. The record is from the annotation of a GenBank genome assembly. Lineage: Eukaryota; Viridiplantae; Streptophyta; Magnoliopsida; Brassicales; Brassicaceae.